Messenger RNA from Meloidogyne enterolobii, 318 nucleotides. The record is from the annotation of a GenBank genome assembly. Lineage: Eukaryota; Metazoa; Nematoda; Chromadorea; Rhabditida; Meloidogynidae.
AUGAUUGCUGCUAAAUGUUCAGUAAACUUAUUUAUCUAUCUUGUCCUCAAAGCUGAUUUUCGUCAAAGAGUCUACGAAAUUUUAGGCUGUUUAAGUGUUGAUGAUUGGCAAGAUAAAGGGCGAGUGCUUGGUGAUACGGCAAGAAAUGGAGGUGGUGGAAGAAAUAAUGGAGUGAAUAAUGCUGGAUUUGUUAGUUAUUUUUGUUUGAACUGUUGUCUGGGAAAUUUAAAAGUCGGGUUUGAAUGUCGGAAUAACAAACCUUUCUGGUUAAAGAUUGGUAAUUCUUUGAAAAAUCCGCAAAAAUAUCUCAAGUUAUGA